This is a messenger RNA of Spizellomyces punctatus DAOM BR117, 1261 nucleotides long. RefSeq lists its product as uncharacterized. The transcript is spliced from 4 exons. The coding region runs from base 187 to 1104 and encodes 305 amino acids. The record is from RefSeq and is a predicted model, not a curated record. NCBI's taxonomy places the organism in Eukaryota, Fungi, Chytridiomycota, Chytridiomycetes, Spizellomycetales, Spizellomycetaceae.
GCGUCAUAGCGACGGAUGUUGACUACCUUGGAAUGAAGGGUCAUAAGGGUGAGGAGUCACUAAAGGUAGAGAACUUCUGCACGAGAGCUGCAAUGGGGCUUACGUAGCGCGCUACGAAUCGAAUCACGAGAUCAAGCGGUGCCAGUGACAGAAUCCUUUGACGCAGAACAGAAAUCUGCCAGCAUCAUGAAUCCAGCUCACAUACAGGCCCACAUUCGAGCUCUUUUUCAAGGGAUUCUGAACAAAGAUACAGUCAUUCAACGGCAAACCAUUGAGCGGGCGUAUUUCCCUGAUGCAACCUUACAGAACCCUUAUUUGGUGCUCAGUAAUCGAGACCAGAUUAUUCGAAGUUAUGCAGGACUGUCCAACUCUUGCACGGAGUUAUUGGGAAUAGUAAAAGAUAUCGAGUACAAUCCUGACACUCAAAUUGUUCGUCUUACCGUGCUCCAAACUAUAAAACCGAAAGCACUCGGAGGGGUACUGGCCAUAACAACAACCCAAGUUCUUUCCCUCCAGCUCGAAUUUUCUGGCGAAAACUCUCUCCAAAUUGUUUCACAUGAUGAACAUCAUCUUGCGCAAGACAUCAUCAAGCAAAUGCCGCUAAUUGGAAAAUAUUAUGAAACGUCUAUCCGCACGGCUCUGGGACAUCUAACACUCGCCGGAACAAGUGUAUUGAAUGCCACCGGGAUUUUGGAUCUAUUCCCUGCUGCUGUGCGAGUAUCGAGCGAUACUGCUAGUGCCAUGCGAAAAAAGGCAUCAAGAAUCACGAAUGAUAUUGCGCUACCGGCGCUGGAAGCCACCGGCGUCACACCAUUAGUAAGAGACGCCUUCCAGCUCACUCAGAACGCCAUGGGAUGGGCUACAGAAAAUGCCAGAGGCGCUGCAUCGCUGACCAGGUCAACUGCGGUAAAACUGAUUGAAGAAGGGAGAGGGGGAGUCGAUUGUUAUUCCCCGACAUGUAAACCUGGGCAAAUCUGUUAUUCAUCAACAUGCCCUCGAGGCAAGACGUACCAGAUGUUGUCAGUAGAUGCGGUGGCGGAUAUUGUUAAGGGUGUUUACCAGGGUGUGCAGAAGUCAACGACGGGCCUGCUAAAAACCAACUGAAUUGAGCAGCAUCAAAUUUAUAUCGUAUUGGUAGACGUCCGACUUGAAUGUGGCAUUCUCAAUGAUUUAUUUAUAUACUCCUUUAAUUCAGUUUCCUGAUUAAAUUGCGAAUACAUGACAUAGAAAAAUACGGUACCCUCCUCGACUGAUAUUCUGC